Messenger RNA from Xiphophorus maculatus (southern platyfish), 7494 nucleotides. RefSeq names its product T-lymphoma invasion and metastasis-inducing protein 2-like. The coding region runs from base 1124 to 5533 and encodes 1469 amino acids. Gene Ontology annotation, molecular function: protein binding; guanyl-nucleotide exchange factor activity. Gene Ontology annotation, cellular component: synapse; membrane. The record is from RefSeq and is a predicted model, not a curated record. The transcript is spliced from 26 exons. Gene Ontology annotation, biological process: positive regulation of axonogenesis; small GTPase-mediated signal transduction; activation of GTPase activity. Lineage: Eukaryota; Metazoa; Chordata; Actinopteri; Cyprinodontiformes; Poeciliidae.
AUUGUUAAGUAGAUAAAAAAAUACAAAAUUUUAUGAUGGGAAAAAACAGCUGAGACAUUUUUAACAGAGAAAUGUGACGACAUCCUGAAGGCAGAAGCUUCUUAAAGAGACAGAAUCCCAACUUCAAGGAAUUAAAUGUUGACGUAAAAUUUCUUUUAAGUCAUAUUUGCUAUAUAAAUAUAACAACUGAAGGUAAUAUAGUUCUUAGAUGUGCCUUAAAAUGGAAUUAUGUGGCUAAAAAUAAAUACUACUUCCAAUUUAAGAAGUGUUGUGUUCAUUGCAGAGUCAUAAAAACAGAAAACUAAAUAUGGAAGUUAUUGCUCUGCCCAGUUCAGAUCACAUUUUGUUCUCUGGCGAUUAGAUGCUGGUUCUUUCAGAAAAUAAUGAAUUUUUCAUUAAGUUCUGUUUGGUUCUGGUGGGAACCAGGAUCUGAACUGUUCUGCAGCGUUGCGUCACCGAGUCGCCGUUCUUCCAAACAGAAACUCUCAACAACCAACCAGGAUCAACGUUUCCUCAGCAGCUGCUUCCAAUUAAUCCCAACAAGAACAGCCUCUCUCUCUCUCUACCCAUGUUACCACAUGAUGCACUGCCUCGCUCGCCCACCCGCCCUCUCCACAGUCGGCAUGUCGUCAUGAAUGUGUUAUUAAUCUGAAAACACUCAGAACAGACUAUUAGUUUCAGAUUUUCAAACAUUUCAUCUGCUUUGUUAGUUCCAGACUAAAUUAAAUGUUCGACUGUAAAUAUUUGGGAUUUUCAGGAAGCUCCGCGUUGGGAAGGUCGUCUCUAGUUUCUUUGUGGCUGCAGGACAGUUUCAGCUUUAAUUCCCCAUAUAAGCUAUCCUGGUUUCCCUCUCCGUCUUUUCCCAAACUGUUAAAAGGAUUUAAUACAAGUUGGAAGAAGUUUCUCGUUAUCCUGGACGGAUCUUUCCAUUCCUCAGAAAAAUGCUUCCUCAUAUCAAGGGAAGGAUUUGAAGAAGAACCAGAAAUCCUGGACAGAGGUUCAGAUUCUCUGAUCAGAAGAGCUUCAUAUGAGCAGAAAGAGGGAGAGAGAGAGAGAGGAGCUGGAAGGACGCAGAGGAGGACGGAGAAUGAAGAGGCAGCUGUGGAUCUGAAAACCGGUUGCCAUGGGAAACACAGACAGUCACAGCAGCUUCAGCUCUCCGGUCAAACCCUGCGGCUCCCUCAGGUUCUCCACCAAGAAGGAAGAGGUAACGUCGGCCCGCAGCUGGUGGCGGAGCAGCCAGAGCCGGGGCCAGGGCCACCAGGGCCAGCAAGCCUCCUGGCAGUACGAGUCCGCGCCCAGAGGGGGCGCCAAACAGAGUGUGGGAUGCCCUCAGAGGUUCAACCAAGGCGAGCGGACGCAGGACGGCCGCAGGAGUCCGUUUGGAUUCCAGGGGCCUAACGGUGAUCAGGCGUCCCUGCAGUGUGGCGGCAGUCCCAAGGUUCUGCUCAGCAAAGAUGGCAGCAUGAGGGUGGAGUUUACGAACGCCAGGGUGGUUCCUGUUGAGCCGCAGGGCCCACCACCCUCCAACCUCCACCCAGAGUCGUCCCACCGCACCAGCAAGGGCAGCUCGCUGAGCUCAGAGGGGUCCUGGUACGACUCGCCGUGGGGCGCCGCCGGCGAGCUCACCGACAGCGUGUUCGUCUGCGGACAGAGCGUCGACACCAGCAGCGGCUACAACACCUGCUCUUCCACUCAGGUGGAGGACGUCUCACCUGGGUUUAGCUCCGCCCUCCUGUUCCCUCCUGCAGAGGGCGCCAAAGGCCACAACAGCUGCUCCUCUGGCCGCACUGAGGACAGCGGCAUCGGGGACUCUGUCAUCCUUCAGCCUGACCUCCAUGACCUCAACCUGGCGUCACCGUCAGACUUCCACAGCAGACAAAACGCGCUUCCAGCCUUUCCAACGUCAGCAGACUCUUUCCUGCAGCAGCAGCUGCUACCAGCUAUGGACAACGUCAUCCAGGAGGAGGCGCCGUCCGUUGGAGGCAUCGAGCCGCGGUACUUCUCUCACACGCUGCCCAAUCGUAAAGCCGAGCCUGUGAGCGCCGCCUUCUCCGGGAACAACCGGAAAGACUUUCUGAAGAGUCGGAUCCGACAGCUGAGCGACUGGACGGGCAGUUUGAGCCGCAAGAAGAGGCGGAUCCAGGAGCCACACAGCAGCGACUCCUCCGGCGUCUUCAUCAACAGCCUGAACGCCGGCGCUCCUUGGCCUUCCAACCCUCUCCUCCAGUUGAGCCAGAACCAGUUCCUUCCGGCCGACUGGGACUUCUCCAGGAGCCUGGAUCAGAACCAGAGCAGCGACGCUCAGCGGCAGAACGUCUACAGGAGCUUCAUGCGGGAGCUGGAGACGGGCUGCGGCGGCGCGGCCGACCGGAUUGAGCCGUCAGAGGACGACGACGACGCAGAGGAGGAGAUGGAGGAGGAGGCAGGAGGAGGCGAUCUGGACGGGUUGCUGGAGGCGGAUCAGGGCGCCGUGCGGCGCGCGGGGUGGCUCUACUUCAAAUCGCUCAUCAGCGUCAGCAAGGACAGGAAGCUGGAGCUCGUCGCCCGCCGGAAGUGGAGACGCUACUGGGUCACACUGAAAGGCUGCAGUCUGCUGUUUUACGCGACGUUUGGGCGGAGCAGCGGCGCCGAGCAGGACCUCUCUCCUCGCUACGCUCUGUUAGCGGACGACAGCAUCGUCCAGGCCGUCCCGGAGCAUCCGCGCAGGGAGCACGUCUUCUGUCUGAGCAACUCGCACGGAGACGUCUACAUGUUCCAGGCCACUAACCAGACAGACCUGGAGAACUGGGUGACUGCGAUCCACUCGGCCAGCGCCACCCUGCUGGCCAGGCGUCAGGGGAAGGAGGACACGCUGCGGCUGCUGCGCUGCCAGAGCCGCUCGCUGCUGCACAAGAUCGACAUGGACGGGAAGAUGAAGAAGAUGGCCGAGCUGCAGCUGUCCAUCAUCAAGGACCAGAAGAACCGGCGGGCAGUGGAGAGCCAGAUCCAGCAGUGGGAGCAGAAUCUGGAGAAGCUGAACCUGGACCUGUUCCGGCUCCGCUGUUACCAGUCCAGCCUGCAGGGCUCCGAGCUGCCCAACCCAAAGAGCCUCCUGGCCGUGGCCAGCCGCCCCUCCAAAGCUUCACUGGGAAGACUGGGAGUCUUCUCCGUCUCCUCCUUCCACGCUCUGGUGUGCAGUCGUGAGGACGGGACGCUGCGCCGGCGCUGCAGGUCUGUGUCGGGAGGCCGGAGGAGAGGCCUGCCGUCCUCCCUGAAGGUUCUACCCAAACCCAUCCAGGACGGAAAACUCUCGGACCACCAGGUUCUCCAUCGUCACGUCUCGGCACCGUCUGCUCAGUCCGUUCCUGCUGUCUGCUGGUCAGAAACUGUGACCUGCGUGUCCAAACAAAGUGAGGUGCUGCCCUCUGCAGGACAUGUGGCAGAACUGCAGCUGAGCGAGGAGAGUCCUCCUUCAGCUGCUGGAGUCUUCAGCCUGAACGUCUGUCGACCAAACACAGAGCAGGACUUUGGUUUUGCGGUGACGGGUCACGUGGACGGAGCGGGUAAAAGUCACGUGUUCGUCAGUGACGUCGACCCGAUGGGCCUGUCGGCCAGAGGAGGCCUGCUGGCCGGAGACGAGGUGCUGGCAGUGAACGGGUCAGCCGUGUCCGGACUGGACCUGGAUCACCUCCAGACUCUCUUCAGACAUCAGAGUCUCCGCCUGCUGCUGAGGAGAGACGAGCUGCCUGACGCGGAGGAGCCCACCAUCGCAUGGCCUGACCCCGCUGACCUCUGGGUCAAACAGUCCGACCUGCACACCUGGACCUCAGAUGCUGCGCCCCCUGCUGGCAGUGACCCGUCAAUGCCGCUCAAGCAGGAAUCACCUGAACAGAACACGGACCGGGUUUUCUCCCUGUACCAAACCUUCCCAGAGAGCAAAACGUCGGACAUUGAUGUUCCCAGAAACCCGUACGUCAGAGAGGGAAGUCUGCAUCCGCCAAGCCCCGCCCACCUGAGCGUCUGUCAGCGGCUACGGAAAGUCAUCCAGGAGCUGGUCGACACGGAGAAGUCCUACGUCAAGGAUCUGGUUUGUCUUUUUGAAAUCUACCUGACGCCGCUGCAGAACGAGACGUUCCUCAGUAAAGACGAGAUGGAGGCGCUGUUCGGCAGUCUGCCGGAGAUGUUGGACUUCCAGAGAGUUUUUCUCCAAACGCUGGAGGAGAGAAUCGCUUCCUGUCCGGACUUCAGCAGUUUGGAAACUCCUGAGCAGUUUAAGAUGCUCCUCUUCUCAUUGGGUGGAUCCUUUCUUUAUUACGCCGACCACUUCAAGCUCUACAGCGGCUUCUGUGCGAACCACAUCAAAGUCCAGAAAGUUCUGGAGAGAGCGAAAACAGACGCAACCUUCAAGCACUUCCUGGAGACGAGGAAUCCGACCAAUCAGCACUCGUCUUCUCUGGAGUCGUACCUGAUCAAACCUGUUCAGAGGGUCCUGAAGUAUCCACUGCUGCUGAGGGAGCUGGUGUCUCUGACUGAUGCUGAGAGCCCCGAACACACACACCUGACAGAGGCGCUGAGAGCGAUGGAGAAGGUAGCGAGUCACAUCAAUGAGAUGCAGAAGAUCUAUGAGGAUUAUGGCUGCGUGUUUGACCAGCUGGUAGCCGAGCAGAGCGGCGCUGACAAACAGGUCACAGAGAUCUCCAUGGGGGAGUUCCUGGUCCACUCGCCGGUGGUCUGGUUGAACCCUCUGCCGUGUCUGCGACGGCUGAGGAAGGAGCCUCAGCUCACGCUGUUCGUGUUCAAGCGAGCCGUCAUCCUGGUUCAUCGUGAGAACAAGCUGAAGAAGAGAAUGACGAGCUCCCGUUCAGCCGAUCUGGACCCCUUCAGGUUCCGCUGGUUGAUCCCAGUUUCAACGCUUCAGGUCCGACCGGCCAACAUCCCAGGUUCAGAGGACCCCUGUGUGUGGGAGUUGGUUCACAGCAGGUCAGAGGUCGAGGGUCGACCAGAGACGGUCUUCCAGCUGUGCAGCAGUGAUCUGGAUGCGAAGGCCGCUUUGCUCCGCGCUCUCAGCUCCCUACUCAAAGACCAAGCUGCUAGCGGCUCCCUGAGGAGAACCCGGCCGUCCGCCGCCGAGAGGAGCGCCACCUGGAGGAGGCGGCCCAGACCCGGCCGCUCCGACCUCCAGAGAACCGCUCCUCAUCCGCCGGCGGAGCGCUGCGGCGCCCUGGAGGAAACCUGCUCCGAGCCGCCGCUGCCGAGCCAUGCCGGCUCCUCCGGGAUGAGGCCCAGACUCUGCUCCCUGACCGGAGAGCUGGAGGCGCAGCUGCAGCGCCUCAACUUCUCCGAGGACGACCAAGGAGCGGCGCAGCGCCUGGACGAGGAGAAGAGGCGGACCUCCAGUCUGCGGCGGGGUGCAGCCAGAGACGGACUGGACUUCAGCAGCUUUGUGGGGAGAGACUUCAGCAUUCAGAGCAUGACGUCCAUGAUCAACGAAGACUGCUUCUACGACCCGGUGCUGGCGAUCCAAACGGACGACAUUAACCUGCUGACUUAAACCUUCAUCUCUGUCUUCUGAUUGGACCUGAGGGAAGUUGGAGCAUAAAUUAAAUGUUUGUGCUGCAAAAACUCACAAUCUUAUAAAAUAUUUUUGGUCUAGCUUCUAGAACAAGUAUCUUAGUAAAUUAGACCAAAAUAAUUUUUGUAAGAUUUUGUAUUUUUGUCGUGUUUUUUCAGCAAAAACUUUAAUUUGUGCCGCUGUCAUUUUAAAGAUAUUUAUAAAUGUUUCCAAGGGUCAUCAAAGGUCAGCCAGACACCACAUAUUUACAAAACUAAGCAAGUUUGGUGUCAAUCAACUGUGCAACAAAUAUUUUAACUGCACAAACGUAGAACAAUAAAUUAAUAUCCAUUUUGUUUGAUUUUAUUAAUGUGGGGUGAGGAGGGCAAGUUGAUCUAAGGAAACUUUUAUUUCAAAAAAUUGUAAAAUUUAUAACGACACAAAAAAAAAAUUUGCAGCUCAAACAUAAAAUUUUUAUUGACAUCAUAUUUUGUAGGAUUUUGUAAAUGUGGACUGGCUGAUUGACCUUUAAUGACCUCUGGAAAUAUUUAUUAAGAUGUUUAAAAUGAUAGAGGCACAAACAACAUUUUUGCUGCAGGAAGCCAAGUUCACUCAGGUCCUGAUUGGCUGCUACAGAAACGCCUCCUGAUUAAACCAGCAGAUGUUUCCAGAUGCUGAAGCUCAACAAAGUCCUAAAAUAAAUUUCAUCUAAACCGGAUCUGAAUCUGGAGUUUCUACCGUUCAAUGUGGAGAAAUGUUGAGAUAAAUUUCAAUAACAAAAAAGUUUUAUAGGGAAAAGAUUCAGAGAAAACAGAGAAUGCAGAUUUUAAGCUGAAUUUCUUUUAAUGUUUUCAUCAAUGAAAAACAGAAACUGUCUAAAAACGGAUGUCACUGGUUUUAGCUCCAGUUUUAAUCACAAACAUUUUUUUCUCAGAUGACAAAAGUAUAUUUGUCAAAAUUUGAUUCUCAGUUCCUAAAAUAUCACUAUAUUAUUCGGACGUUUUUGUAAGUUAUUAACGCUUUAGUCAGUUUUUUCAUGUAAAAUAAUUUAUUCAUAAAAUAUUUAUGUUUUGUUUUGUCAAAAACUGACUUUAAAAUUCAAAUGUUUUAUGGAGAUAUUUUAGGUAUUUUUCUCUGAUAAUUUUUGUAUUAAUUUAAAGGGUUUGAAUCAUAUUUUUUUAUACGUUUUCUAUACUUUAUUUAAAUUAAUUUCCUGCACUGUUGUCUGGGUCAGAACCUUUGAGAUCCAACAAACCGGCACCAGCAGAAAAUAUAAAACAGAAGCAAAUAAUGAUUUAUUUGUGUUUCAGACAUUGUUUUCUCUCUUAAACGUGAUAUGAAAACACAUAAACCAGAAGAGAUUUUCUUUUCCCUCAAAGACAAACUGGAAACCAUGGAAACAUUUCUGUCUUUUACUGAGAUUUAUUUAUUUUGUUAUUCUGCAAGGAGGAGAUUUAAUAAGAGAGGAAGUUGAUCUUCAGUUUGUCGAGUUUAUAAAGAUCUGAAGAGAAGCUUGCCCUCUGGAAAACUUUGAUUUUCCAUUUUUAUAUCACCUAGAUGUCUGAACAGAAUCACCAAGUGAAACCAGCCGAAUGUUGAUGUUUGGAUCCUGAAUUUGUUUUAUAUUUUAUAAAUCACUGUUGUAAAUAUCCCUCUGUGUGCAGCUUAAGCUCCAGUUGUAAAUAUUUUUAUUUGACAAAAGCAGUUUCUGGAUAAAAAUCCAGAGCCGCUGCUUCAUAUUAAAGCCUUUCGUACGUCUGUCACCAUCUCUAUUUAUAUUGUUUUUUUUAAAUAAUAUUUCUGUUGAAAGGUGACUGUUUCAUUAUAAAAUGAAAAAUUAUUUGAGGAACUGUCAAAGUUUUUGGUAAUUUAUUUUUUAAAAUAUUUGCUUACUUCUGUCAAUGAUGAGGUGCUGUUAAACACUGAUAAAAUGCAGAAUAUUUCAUAAAACUGAUUUUUGA